UGAAAAGUAAAUGCAGGCGAAAAUUGCUCCCCUCCAUGAUCCUAUAAUUAGAAUGUCUUAAAACACACACAUAUUCACAUUUCUCUUUUGUUUGUUGCACGUUUCAAUCAUAAUCUUUUCUUUUUUUAUUUCCUUUUCAACCAAAAUUCUAUGGUUUCUCUGAAUCUGCAUUGACAAAAAUGUUGCAGAGAGCUGCAAGUAAUGCUUAUUCAUGGUGGUGGGCUAGCCAUAUCAGAACUAAGCAAUCUAAAUGGCUCGAACAAAAUCUUCAAGAUAUGGAAGAGAAAGUUCAAACUACGCUCAAACUUAUAGAAGAAGAUGGAGAUUCUUUUGCAAAGAGAGCAGAAAUGUACUACAAGAAAAGGCCAGAGCUGAUACAUUUUGUGGAAGAAUCUUACAGAGCUUACAGGGCAUUAGCGGAACGAUACGAUCACAUUUCGACAGAGCUGCAAAAUGCUAAUCACACCAUUGCUUCUGUUUUUCCAGAACAAGUUCAGUUCGCGAUGGAAGAUGAUGAAGAUGAAUCAUCUUCUUCAGGCCCUAAGAAAGUUGUUCCUUCUGAAGCUUCGAAAGCGAAUAUUCCAAAAGUCCCCAAAAUUACGAAAGCUUUGAGGAAUAUCUUCUCAUCGGAUUCGAGGAAAUUGCAAUCGAAGAAGCCAAUGAUAUCGAAGAAUCAGAGUACGGUUUCCAAGUCUGGUUUGAGUAAACCUGACGGGCUUCAGGAAAUUGACAGGCUUCAGAAACAAAUUCUUUCGUUGCAAACGGAGAAAGAGUUUGUGAAGAGUUCUUAUGAAGGUGGAGUAGCUAAGUAUUGGGAAAUCGAAGAGACAAUCACGGAAAUGCAGGAGAAAGUUUGUAAUUUGCAGGAUGAAUUUGGUGCAGGCACCGUCAUUGAAGAUGACGAGGCUCGGACAUUGAUGGCAUCCGCGGCUUUAAAAUCAUGUCAGGACACACUGACUCAGUUACAUGAGAAACAAGAAAAGUCUGCAGAAGAAGCAAUGGUCGAAAACAGAAGGAUCAAUGAUGCUCGAGCCAAGCUGAAGUCUCUCAAAGACGGUUAUUUGCAUGGCGGGGUCAUUCAGGAAGAUGCCAAGGCGAAAGAUUGUGAAGUCAAUCAGGAAGAUGCCAAGGCAAAAAAUGAUGAGGUCAAUCAAGAAUUGGAAGUGUUACGAGUGAAGAUUAGCGAACAUUUUGAUGUUGGAUCGACUGAAUCUCUCAGUGUAUCAGAACUGGCAGAGAAAAUUGAUGAGGUUGUGAAUAAGGUGAUAAGUUUAGAGGCUGCAGUUUCUUCGCAAACGGGUCUUAUACGGAGACUGAGAAUGGAAACAGAUGAGCUUCAAGCACAAAUCGGAACACUGGAGGAGGAUAAAGCAACAUUGAUCAGUGGGAAAAAUGAUUUAGGAGAUAAGCUGAAGGAAAUGGAGGAAAAAUUAUCUGGACUUGAAGAAUUAAACCAAAAUGUUGAACAUCAGAAUCAGAACCUUCAAACUCAUUUUACUGAAGCACAUUCUAAUCUUGAUCAUCUCUCUGAGAAACUGCAUAAUGUUAAGCCCGAUGAGGAGAUUCAGACCACAGUGCAAUCAGAUUGGGGAUCUUUGGUUGAAAUUGGAUCGCGGAGUGAGGUCAGCAAACAAGAAGGCUCGCUCGGAAAAACUAAUGAAGGAAUAGACAAACUUUCUAAAUUGGAUUCUCAGGAAGAGGUCAAAGAACAAGAAACUGUUGCAGAACCCCGGAAUGCAAUAGAAUCUGUUGCAGAACCCGGGAACGCGAAGGAAUCUCUUGCUGAACCCCAUGAGGCCGAGUUGAAAGUUAAAGAAGAACAAAUGAUCAAUCCUGAUGAGGUUCAGGUUUCAGGCAUUUCACACAAAGAACAGACAAGUGCACCGGAUUCUGACAAAAGUUUCGAUGAACAACAGAAGCCGAAGCAGCAAGGGCAGGUCGAAAAGGCUAAUGAUGAUAUAUCAGAAGAGGAAAAGAUAAAAGAUUCUGACAACUCUACGGUGAAAUCUGAUGAUACCAUAACGAAGGAAAAUCCCGACGAUAAGCAAGUUUCUCCAAAGACUACAGAUUCUGUUGAAACACAGACACACCAAGAUGAUGAGCCAGACUGGAAACAUUUGUUCACGAACGGAAUGGGAAAUCGAGAAAAGUUUCUACUCGAUGAGUACACUACAGCUCUUCGAAACUACAAGGAUGCGAAGAAGAAGCUUGGUGAAACUGAUAGCCACAAAAAUGGAGACGGCCUAUUCGAUAUAACACUACAAUUAAGAGAGCUGAAGUGUACUAAUGCAAAGAAAGACGAACAGAUUAAACUCUUACGACAGAAGCUGAGUCUUCUCCAAACAAGCUUCGGAGAAGACGAUGAAUCUGACAAAUCUAUCCUGACAGAUUCCUCAAUAUUCGACAGAGAAGCAAUUCUGUUUGAGCAAUCAGAAAUUUCAGCAAUGGAAGAAAAAUUCCGAAGCAGCAUCGAUGAAGUACUAGAAGAGAAUCUAGAUUUCUGGUUAAGAUUCAGUUCAACAUUCCAUCAGAUUCAGAAAUUCGAAAACGAAAUCAAAGACUUACAAUUAGAACUCGUGAAACUCGAAGAGAAGAAAAAGAAGCAGGAUAGUAGUAGCAGUACUAACCAUAAAUAUUCUCUGAAAUCGGACGCCAAGCCAUUGUACAAGCAUCUCCGAGAGAUCUACACAGAAUUGGGAGUCUGGUUAGAGAAAAGCGCGCAGCUAAAAGACGAACUGAAGAGCCGAUUCUCAUCGCUAUGCGAAAUUCAGGAAGAAAUAACCGCAGCAUUGAAAGAAAGUGCAGAAGAUGAUGAUUUCACAUUUACAAGCUAUCAGGCUGCAAAAUUCCAAGGUGAGAUUCUGAAUAUGAAACAGGAGAAUAAUAAAGUUGCAGAUGAAUUACAGGCUGGUUUGGAUCAUGUAACCACUCUUCAGCUCGAACUCGAAAAAACUCUGGCGAAAUUGAAUGACGAAUUUAAGCUGUCAGGAUCGAAGAAUCAACAGAAUGGUGAUCUGCAACGAAUAGAGAGCCGAUCUCGGGUUCCAUUACGAUCUUUCAUCUUCGGGAUUAAACCGAGAAGGCAAAAGCAGUCGCUUUUCGCCUGUGUUCAUCCUGUUCUGCAGAGGAAAUAUAAUGGUUUUAAAUCAGGAGCGAAUUUGUAAUCUGGUUUCUGUUUGUUAGUUAUUUGAUUCUUGAAUUUGAUUUAUUUAUUGUUCAACUUGUUUUAUUGUAUUUUAAGAAGUUGAAGUUUCAAAUUGAUUUUGACA
Molecule: messenger RNA, 3269 nt
Organism: Mercurialis annua (annual mercury)
Lineage: Eukaryota; Viridiplantae; Streptophyta; Magnoliopsida; Malpighiales; Euphorbiaceae
Product: protein NETWORKED 2D
Exons: 2
Coding region: 180-3164 (994 amino acids)
Molecular function (GO): actin binding
Source: RefSeq, a predicted model, not a curated record